CUCAGAUCGAGACCUCACUCAGGGUGCCCAUUCCUAGGGUUUUGGUCGACUUCGAGUCUCCGGUUCAUUCUAGACUUCUCGAUGAUCACAUUGAAGUCAAGCUCGGUCUUCUCCUUCCCGUUGAUCAUCCACUCGGUUCCAAUUUUGACUCUGUGCUGAAUUCACUUAAAAAAGAUGAAUGCGGUAAUGAAAUUUUGGCAUCAGAUGGGGCUAAUCCACUAUCUGUUUGUUUAGAUCUACAACGACUAUCUACUGCGGGUGAAGUGCACUUUUACUGCAGAAGUUGCUCAACAAAAUUGACCAGAGAACGUUUAAAGAGAUGCCAUCUGUGCAUUGGAGAGAUGUUGCAGACAAUUGGUUUGGCACAUGUUGCUGCUCGUUUGGGGGUAUAAGUGAGAAGUUGGUACUGAAUUAUGCAAGAUCUUAUUUGUGUGCAGCAGGCUUGUGCUUAUUAAGUGAGACUUCAGUUAUUAUAAGUGUUGAAGACAUUUUGGAGGGUAAACUCCCUAGUAGGAGCACAACAAAAAAAUACGAUUCUGACAAAUCUGGCAAUGUGAAUGAUCUACAGAAAAAUCUCCACCAUGAAGAUCUUUGUGAGGGGGUGCAGGGAUUUAAAAACAGCCACUAUGUAAAUUGUUGCACUAUUGGUUCAUGUGAGAAUCUCUUGGGGCAGUGUGAGUCCUCUGUUGAUUUUGAACUCCCAGUGAAUCAGAAAAUAUUCCUGAAUGGUUAUCUUGGAGAUGUUUUCAUGGCAAGACCCUCCAAUCUUUCAAAAGAUAUUGAGUGGAUAGAGUUUUUUUGUCCUAAAUGUGCACAUCUUCUUGGAGCAUAUCCUAGCCACAAUAGUAAUGUACCUUUGGAUGGUGGAGUUCGACUCUAUAAAUUCUACAUUUCAACGUCUUUGCCUGCCAAUGGAGCACAUGAUUUAUUUAGGAAUUAUACUUUUGAGAGGGUGUUCACUAGUCAGUUGCUGGGAAGUGCAAAAGAUGAGCUUUCAUUUAGGACUGUGGUUAGAGAUCUGCACAAUAAAUAUCAUUCCCUACAAAUUGUUCUCUUGAACCCAAAUACAUGGAGCCAAGCUGGAUUGUGUUUGCAUGCCAUAGAACCAGUUCCCAAGAUUAAUGUGUACCCGGCAAUCAAAGUCUUAUUUUCUCCCAACAUUAGUGACGUGCAGCUUGAGCCUAGGAACACAGAAUGGGUAACAAAGAAGCAAGCUCAAGAGGUUUACCUGCUCCCAUCUCAAAUGAAAGAACUGAUUGAAUAUUUGGAGAAUGCGCACGUUGCGUAUCCACCAUCACAUACUUUCUCACAUGGAUUCUCUGUGUCAUCCUUGAAGACAUGAAUGGUAAUGAACUUUUUAGUCUCUUGGACUCUUACCCAUUUUAUCUACGGUCCUAUCUCAAUUUGCCUAACAAACUUCAAGUAAAAAAAACUCUCAUGUGUUUUUGCUGCUCGUAGUUAUGUAUUAUCACAACUCUUGUCUUCUUGCAAGAAUGUUGCAUGAUCACAAAUGUAUUGAGAACCCAAAUACAAGAACCCACGUAGA
This is a messenger RNA of Cuscuta campestris, 1546 nucleotides long. The record is from the annotation of a GenBank genome assembly. Lineage: Eukaryota; Viridiplantae; Streptophyta; Magnoliopsida; Solanales; Convolvulaceae.